This is a messenger RNA of Heteronotia binoei (common prickly gecko), 1699 nucleotides long. It is a transcript of the gene ACOT13, whose product is annotated as acyl-CoA thioesterase 13. NCBI's taxonomy places the organism in Eukaryota, Metazoa, Chordata, Lepidosauria, Squamata, Gekkonidae. The transcript has 4 exons. The record is from RefSeq and is a predicted model, not a curated record. Gene Ontology annotation, molecular function: fatty acyl-CoA hydrolase activity. Bases 563 to 991 code for a protein of 142 amino acids.
CUCCCUCCUCCUCUUCCUCCUCCUUCUGAGGUGAGCACUGCUGCUCCUUCAGGGGCUCCUGCUCUGCCCCCGAAGCGACGCCGCUCACUUCCAUCUCUCUAGCAGGAAACAGGCGGAUCGCAAGGACCAGCCCAGCUCCGCCGCCGAGGGGGAGGGAAGGGGCGGCGCCCUUGUUGGAAGGCGCCACCGCUGACAGCAAAAUCACAGCACGGCGCACCUGGAACUGGCACGGCGCGAUACAAGCCCGCAGCGUUCCCACGCGCGCAGCUUCGUUAGCACGCUAUAUUCCGCGCCAGCGCUUGAUGUCAUCACCUUCCGCCGCUACGGCUCUUCGUCCCUUAGUAACUUUGUGCGCCUGCGCAGUAGAGUAGCCGUGACCUCUCUGGAUAGCCUCCUGAGUGUCCGGGCACGGCCCUCCGGCGCUGCCCAGCGGUGCUUGCUGGGACCUCUUGAAGGCGGCUGCUGUUUGGCUUUGUUGCUGCUAAGCGAAAAGGGGCUUCGCUGUUCGUGGGCGGUGCUCGGCAAUUGUCUUGUCCUUGUCUAGCUGCCCAGAGCCACGGUCAUGAGCCAGCUAACGAUGCAGUCCCUCCGCCAGAUGAUGAAAUUCCUUCUGGACUCGCCAGGCUUUGAUCGGGUGCUAAACAAGAUGACUGUUCUUUCUGCCAGCCCUGGGAAAGUUGUAUGUGAAAUGAAAGUUGAAGAAGAGCACACCAACCGAGCAGGAACUCUGCAUGGAGGGUUGACAGCGACUCUUGUAGAUGUUGUGUCAACAGCUGCUUUGAUGUACACUGAAAGACAAGUACCUGGGGUCAGUGUGGAUAUGAACAUUAGCUAUAUGUCAGCAGCUAAAAUUGGAGAUGAAAUCCUGAUCACUGCAGAGGUUCUAAAGCAAGGUAGAACCUUGUCAUUUGCCAAUGUGGAUUUAAUAAGCAAGACAACCGGAAAGUUGAUAGCCCAAGGAAGGCAUACAAAGUUCCUAGGACCCAUCUAGAAGGAAGUGAUCACUUUGAGAAAAAGUUGACAUGAAUUUGAAUCUUGAAGCACUUCAGGACAGAAGAGGAGUUGACAGCAAAGGGAUGGAAGCAUUCCUGCCUGGCCUGGAGACAAUCCUCAGCUGUGGAAAAGGGCGAACUGGUGGUGGCUUUGAACUGUUCUUCUAGUAAUUGCUCCUGGAAACAUUGUGUGCAUACAACUUCUUCAUAGAGAUUUUUUUCCUACUCUGAAACAAAUGUUUAAAAUGCAGCAGACUCUCUUCUCUGACUUGAAGCUUACUGAGUAGUAUUGAACAUUGUGGAGUUAAUAGUUAUUACGAGGGUAUCGUCCUUUACUUCAAAAUGGUGAGGAUAGUUCAUGGGUGUCUCAAUAAAUAGACCUGAGGCCCUGAGUAGGAUGCUCUGGGGCUGUCCAUUCAUGUUUACACAUAGGGCAAGUACUUGCCUCAUCACUGGCUUAUUCAUAUACGUAGAGGCUCAGAGACCAAGCCUCCUGGCUCCAAAGCCUCAUAGAAGGCUCCCAUUUCCUCAUUGCAGCUUCCUCAUUGGUGCCCCAGUGUCUCUUGCAGUCCACCCAGAUUUACAUAAACCAUUGUCAGAAGUCCUGCAAUAAGAGAGUGCGUCACAUGUUGAAUCUGUUGUGCUGAAGGAACUUCAGUGUGGAAAGAAAACCAGCCAAUUUUCAAUAAAAUGUGGUAUUUAUAAGA